Messenger RNA from Tricharina praecox, 412 nucleotides. RefSeq lists its product as uncharacterized. The record is from RefSeq and is a predicted model, not a curated record. The coding region runs from base 65 to 313 and encodes 82 amino acids. NCBI's taxonomy places the organism in Eukaryota, Fungi, Ascomycota, Pezizomycetes, Pezizales, Pyronemataceae. The transcript has a single exon.
CAUGAAUCUUCAGCUCUCAUCGAGUCCCUCUACUCUAGAUCCAAGCAGCUAGAGAACCAACUUCAUGCUCGCACUCUUUCUUUUGUCCACGAGCGUUUAUGUUACUCUACCGUACAUAUUCCCGCAUGGCCUGCGGGAGCGGAGUCGAUUAGCUAUUUUUAUUUUUAAUGCUCCCCUUUGUCCUGCUUCCGAAUCGCAUGCGCAGCGCAUCGCAGCCCGUCCAGCCUCCGUCCCUUCUUUUCUCCCUUCGAAAGAAAAUCCGGACGGACUUCUCGGCGGUUCUGGACCUGCCACCCGUGGGCGGUUCGUUUGACUGACUGACUGACACCCAUGUCUUUCCUUCCCUUCUUUCCUUCUUCCCUUCUUCCCUUCUUCCCUUCUUUCCUUCUUCCCUUCUUUCCUUCUUCCCUUC